AUGUGUUAUUUUCAAGAAAGAAAAUUGUUUCCAGAACUUGGUAGUUGUUCCAAAUUAAAAGAUGGUGUUAUUUGUGAAGUGAACAACACCAAGAUGUCAGUGACAAACAUUUUCGUCUUAAUCACCGCAAUCAUCGCUGCCAACGGGGAAGCAUUACACAUGAGUCCCGAUAUUAUGGUUCAACCCAGCACUCAGGGUUCCUAUCGUGACAAGCUGUUAGAUACGCUGACCAGCCUAAAUCCAAUCAAUAUCACUCACACUAAUAAAUUUGACUUGAUAAGACAGUUACAGUCUAGACUUGACGGUUUUCAAACAUUACCGAUAAUCAGUACUACCAACACCGAACACAUCGUUAACCAGCACGAACGUCAAAGGGCCAAGAUUAACUAUGAGGCUCACAUGACAUACUUAAGUGUAUUAUCUUGGAUACGUCAACAACGGGCAUUCGAGAUGAAGAAUAGAUUCCGGGGAUUGAAAUCAAAAAACAGAAUUCGACGACAGUCUUCAAAAAAAAAGAAUACCGAUAUUACAACUGAAGACCUAAUGCUCGUAAAACACAGAACAAAUCGUAUUAAUCGUUAUAUAAAAUGUUUAAUGAUACUUCCAACUCUUACGUCUAUACUGACAAUUCCAAGUGAUUGUUUUCCAACAAAUUAUAAUUAUGAGUAUAGAGACGAUUUUUAUUCUUGA
Molecule: messenger RNA, 690 nt
Organism: Melanaphis sacchari
Lineage: Eukaryota; Metazoa; Arthropoda; Insecta; Hemiptera; Aphididae
Exons: 4
Coding region: 1-690 (229 amino acids)
Source: RefSeq, a predicted model, not a curated record